ACCUCUUUUUCUUUUAUGACCUCUGGAAGCAGACAAAGGGGCUGUGUGUACAGCUCUGUGUAUUCACACUCUUCUACCUCUUUCUCCAUCUCUCCAGGUUCUUCUGUCUUCAUUAUUCAUUUCUGUUUCCAUGUCUAUUUCAAACCAGAAUCUAGCGGGUGGAGAUUAUUAGCUGCAUUGCACCCAUUUGUCAGUUACUGUCUUCACUGGGAACGUUGUGAGAAUAUAGCACAUCCUUUUCCUGGAUGCUUUGGUGGCAGUCUUCCUGGCUCAAGCUCCUGCUGGGAGAAAAAAAGGCUAAACUGCGGAAGAGGCAGCUUUCUGCUAGUUGUGCAUAGCGUCCCCUUCUGGCAGGAAAUAAAGCCAGAUGAAGUUACCAGACUUGCUCUUAGGACAGAAGUUAAUUUUGAAAGUGUCUGCAGAAAGCCAAAUUGUACUGCAGCUGAGAGAGCCAUUGCAAGACUGGCAACACACCCCCUCUUGAAACCAAGAUUCAUUGAACUUAAAGCUGCUGUAAAAGCUUUUAAGGAUGCAAGAAAGAACCCAGCAAAAGCCACUCCUUUGAAUAAAGCUAAGUCAGAAGAACAGCCUAAAUCAGCACAACAUUCCAAUAGCAAUCUGGAUGACCAAGCUCUUAAACUAGGUCAGAAACAGCAAGGAUGUGAACGUGAAACAAAAAUGGGUAGGAAAAUAGAAACUGACAGGGUGGCUGAAGACCUUUGUGACAGUGAAUCUGAGCAGAAAACUGUGGAAAUUGAGAGAGCAUUUACUCCAGAAGAAUCUUCAUUUCAGGCAGUAGAAAUGCAAGCAGUCACUCAGAAUAAAACAGGAAAGAAACUUGGCUAUCAAAAAAGGAAAGAAAAUAUGAGCAUGAACAAAUUAAAUGCAAUAAAAGAAAUAAUUAAUGAUGAUAGUGACCAGGAACAUCCUAAUGAAGAGGACUACUUUGAUGAUAGUACUGAAGAGAGGUUUUAUAACCAGUCAUCAGAUUCUGACAAUGACAGCAAUGAUGAUUUCUUCAUUGGCAAGGUAAAAAGAAAGAAAAAGAUACCAGCAGUUACUGAUCAUUCUUCAGCAAAAGGAAAGGAUAGACUUCAGAAAAACAUAGUGAAGAAAGAAAAGAACAGUGGGGCAGUGCAAGAUUUAGUCAUGGAAGAAGGAAAGCCAUGUGCAAAAGCAAGCAAGCUGGAAUCAAUGUUCUGCAGUUCUUUGUCUACCUCUAAUCAGAAAUCUCAAAACAGAAGAAGAAAUACUAAAGACCACCCUCUCAAAAAUGGAAGAACAGCUCUUCUUAAAAAGGAACCACAGCUCAAGAAGCAACCAUUUGCAAAAGCUGCAGGUGUUAAAUGUGACAAUAAGAAAGCAUGUUUGGAGCAGCCUCUUCAUCCGUCAUGGGAAGCAAGCAAGAGGCGCCGGGAACAAAUGUCUCAAAUUACAGCAUUCCAGGGGAAAAAGAUUAAAUUUGAUGACUAGACUAAAUGUAAAUUGAGAUUUUUAAAAAGGAUUCUUGCAGAUUUGCACCCCAUGGUAUUUUCUUACAAAUUAACAACCGCUGUUUGAACAUUUUUGUUAUACUGUCCUUAUCCUUUGCAACCUAUAAAAUAGCAACUGCUGAAACUUACCAUCUGUUACUAAUGAAGAUUGCCUCAUGUAUUCAGUGUGCUGUCUGCUGAUUAAUGUAUGCUCAUAUGGUGUUGGUUCACAAGUCCCAUUAUGUAAUGCCACCAUUUAUGAAAUACUCUAACUUGAAUGAAUGGUUUUUAGGAACAUCAUUUGUGCCCUGUAGGAAUAGUAGAGAUUCUGGAGCUUUUUUUGUGUGUAAAAAUGUACUUCAAAUGAUAUGAGGACUUGAAUGUCAAAAGAGAGGGGAAAAUACAAAAUAUUGAGGUGAUAAUCCUAGGACUGUAUUAUCAAACACAUCUCAACUGAGAAAAAGUAGGAGAUUCUUAAACUUGAAGACUUCACAAAUUCAUGAAUGUAUCAGGUAGCUGGAAAAGCCUGUCAGAAGUAUGUAUGAUAUGAAAAUUUCUGGAGAGCAAUAAAAUACUGGCCUGUUAAA
This is a messenger RNA of Aquila chrysaetos chrysaetos, 2059 nucleotides long. RefSeq names its product serum response factor binding protein 1 (gene SRFBP1). Gene Ontology annotation, biological process: maturation of SSU-rRNA. Bases 16 to 1473 code for a protein of 485 amino acids. Lineage: Eukaryota; Metazoa; Chordata; Aves; Accipitriformes; Accipitridae. Gene Ontology annotation, cellular component: 90S preribosome; nucleus. The transcript is spliced from 6 exons. The record is from RefSeq and is a predicted model, not a curated record.